Molecule: messenger RNA, 7695 nt
Organism: Ahaetulla prasina
Lineage: Eukaryota; Metazoa; Chordata; Lepidosauria; Squamata; Colubridae
Gene: LPP
Product: LIM domain containing preferred translocation partner in lipoma
Exons: 12
Coding region: 335-2089 (584 amino acids)
Biological process (GO): cell-cell adhesion
Cellular component (GO): focal adhesion; stress fiber
Source: RefSeq, a predicted model, not a curated record
UGCUGGAGGCUGGCGGGCGCCUUCUCCGCCCCGCCGGCGGCUCCUCCUUCUCGGCUCUCGCCGCCGCCGCUGCCGCCUCUCCGGCCGAGGCUUCCCGGGGCCCCGCUGCCGCCCCCCAGCCUCCCCCCCGCCGCAGGGCUGAGAGAGGGACCCUGAGGAGGGUGGCUUCCAAAAAAAGACCCCUCCCCAAGCUGACUCCUUAUCCAACUGACACACGGUCCCAGCUGGUUUCUAAUUCUUUGUUUCGUCCCAUCGGGAAGCCCUUCGCAGCUGCCCCCUCCUCAAUUCUUCACGGUUGGGGCCAAGAACGGGCUCAUACUCCAGGAACUGAGCAAUGUCUCGCCCUGCAUGGCUGCCCCCCAAGAACCCCAGUGAACCGGUGGGGCACGUGACCGCAAGAAUGGAGACCACCCACACGUUUGGGACCCCCAGCAUUUCCGUUUCCACUCAGCAGACCCCCAAAAAGUUUGCUCCGGUGGUAGCUCCCAAGCCAAAAUACAACCCUUACCGCGCGGAACUAGAAGGUGACGUCCCUCCGCCCCCUCCCCCUCCCCCACCGCCUCCCCUUUCAUCCGACCACCUGGGGAGCUUCCCGCCAUCCUCGGGGUCUUUCCUGCCACCGCCCCCUCCGGAGGAAACUUUUGCCAACAUCCAGGUCAACUCUGGCGGGAAGACGUUGGAAGAGAGGAGAUCCAGUUUGGAUGCGGAGAUCGAUUCCUUGACCAGCAUCCUGGCAGACCUGGAAAGCAGCUCACCUUACAAGCCAAGGAGCCAACAGACCCAGGCCAUUGGGAUUCCUGGUGGAUCUCCCGGGACCACCCCUGCCGUGUCCACUCCGGUCACGGGACACAAGCGCAUGGUCAUUCCCAACCAGCCUCCCUUGACCGCCACCAAAAAGUCAGCCACCCCCAAGUCCGGCGCCCAGCCCAUCCCGGUGACACCCGUUGGAACCCUGAAGCCUCAGCCCGUUCCGGCACCCUACACUACGGCCGCCACUCCCACCCGGCCCCCGUUCAACGUGCAGGUGAAAUCAGCUCAUCCUGCCCCCCACUUCCCACCCUCGGCUCCCCAAUAUGGCAGCCUGGCCCCCCAGCCGCCUUCUUCCAUGGGCUCCUAUGUGCCGGCGCAACCUCGGGCACCCGAUUAUGGUUACGUGCCCCCACCGCCGAUGGGUUACGGUUCCGCGCCACUGCCGGUCCGCCAGCCAGAACCGGCCUACGGUGGGAGCGCCACCCAAAGAGGCUGGGAAGGAGCCGAGCCUUCCUAUGGGCCCCCUGGAAGCGCCUGGAAGCCUGAGCCAGCGUACCCUCCAGCCAUGGGGCAGUACCCGUCCUCUGGAGCCCGGAAGGCCUACGGCUUUGAGCCAGCGCCGGCCUCUCAGCUGCAUCCAAAGACUGAAAAUGCUGCGUUUAGACCGGAGGACGAAUUAGAACACUUGACCAAAAAGAUGCUGUAUGACAUGGAUAAUCCACCUUCGGAAGACUAUUUUGGCCGUUGCGCCCGUUGUGGGGAGAACGUGGUAGGAGAAGGAACCGGUUGUACCGCGAUGGACCAAGUCUUCCACGUCCACUGCUUCACCUGCAUGAUUUGCCAUAACAAGCUCCGCGGACAGCCCUUCUACGCGGUGGAGAAGAAGGCCUAUUGCGAGCCUUGCUACAUCAACAGCCUGGAGCAAUGCAGCGUCUGCGCCAAGCCGAUCAUGGAGCGCAUCUUGAGGGCCACCGGGAAAGCUUACCACCCUCACUGCUUCACCUGUGUGAUUUGCAACCGGAGCCUGGAUGGCAUUCCGUUCACCGUGGAUGCCGGGGGAAACAUCCAUUGCAUUGAGGAUUUCCACAGGAAAUUUGCCCCCCGAUGCUCCGUCUGCAAGGAACCCAUCAUGCCCGCCCAGGGCCAGGAGGAAACUGUCCGGAUCGUGGCCCUGGACCGCGACUUCCAUGUCCACUGCUACCGGUGUGAGGACUGUGGGGGUCUGCUGUCCGAAGGCGACAACCAAGGCUGCUACCCGUUGGACGACCACAUCCUCUGCAAAGGCUGCAACUCCGCCCGGAUCCAGGCGCUGACCGCCAAGGCCAGCACUGACCUCUGAAGGGGGCCCGGAGAGAUCCGGGAUCCGGCUUCCUGGGACUCUUCUGCACGCUACUUCUCCCCCCUCCCACCCCCCACCCCCAUAACAGAUUGCGCCAUCUUUCUGCACACACACACACAGGUUGUCUAGGGAAAGUAUUUCUGGUGGGGUCCCGAGGGUUUUUUCAGGGGGCUUCUUAGCCCCCCCCCAAAAAAAAGACCCUUCCCUGGAUUCUUGGAGACGUAUCCAAUUUCCACCUGCUUAGGUUUUAGGGUGUCGCCAUGCACCCAAAUGGAAGGGUGGGGGUGUCUGGGGUGGUGUGGGGGGUCCCUAGGUGGGGGUGACGGCCUUCACAUCCUUUUCCACUUGCAUGCCUUUAAUUGCACACCUGUCCUAACAGUAAUCAGGGCUUUUCUGACACCUCGUUCAAGGGAUUUAGCAAAAUUUCUCCCUUGUCCCAGUUCAACUUCAUCCUGUCUUCUUCAUCUGGGGCAAACCAGAUUCUUUGACAGAAAAAACACUUAAAUAUAUAUAUAGAUAGAUAGAUAUUUCUUCCCUGUGCCUUUUAAACCACCAUUGCCUACGGCUUUCCUCUUUGGGAAGCCUUCAGCUUCUUUUGCACAUUUCUACAGGUAGUCCUCGACUUACGACCCCAGUGGAGCCCAACACUUCCGUCACUAAGCGAGGCGGGGCGUCAGCCUCAUUUUACAAACUUUUUCUGCCACGGUUCUUAAGUUGGUAACAUGGUCAAUAAGUGAAUCUGGCUUUUGGUCCGAAAGUCGCAAAACGGGAUCAAGGGAUCACGGGACACUGCAACCGUCAUAAAUACAUGCCAGUUGCCAAGCGGCCGGAUUUUGAUCACGUGAUCCUGGGGAUGCUGCAACGGUCAUAAAUGUGAAAAACGGUCCUAGGUCACUUUUUUUCAGUGCUGUUGUAACUUCAAACAGUCACUAAACGGACGGUGGUAAUUCGAGGAUUAUCUGCCUCUCCAAAUUCCCUUGAUAUCCAGUAUCGUCCCCUGUUUUGACCUUUUGUGCCUUAAAAAGGAAAGAAAAUUUAAAAACGGAUAAAAAUUGGGGGCUGAUCGUGUUUUCACUCGCCCCAGAAUCAAAAUAAAGUUAGCAAGACCAAAGAUUUAAUUGCCUGGACAAAUUUCCUGGUUUUACAGAUGGACUUCCUUACACGAUCUCACUGUUUUCCUAUUUUGGAAGCAGUUAAGCGAAACAACAAUGCGUUUCAUCCAUUUCCUGCAUAGGUCGUCCUGGACUUACGACCAUGACUGGGAGGGACCAGAAUUUCCAUCGCUAAGCAAGACGGUUGUUCAGUGAAUCGCUCCCGUUUUUAAGCGAAUCACUGCCCUUGUUAAGCAAACCGCACGGUCGUUAGGCAAAUCUGACUCGGUUUGUUGAGCACUGCUGGCAAUCACACAACCCCGGCACAUUGCCACCGUUGUGAAUGCAUGCUGAUUGGAUCGCAGGCUGCAGCGGUCAUAAGUGGGAGGUCUGGUCGUAAGUCCCAUUUUUUCAGUGCUGUUGUAACUUUGAAAGGUUGUAAGUCAGGGACCAUCUCAAUGGCUUUAUUUCUGGCUUUGGCAGUAGAGUAAACAUUCCCAAAGCCAAUCUUUUUUCAACUUCGGCCCUUUUAAGAGGAACGGACUUUAACUUCCAGAAUUUCCCAGCACCAAAAGUUGGAAUAAUUUCGCUGUUCCUUCCCCCUGCCGAUCUCAGGGCCAUCCUCCCUACCAGAUGGACGGGACAGUCCUGCAGGAAUGCCCUGCUCCGAAUCUGCAAGCCGGCAGGGCUCCCUGCAUGUAGACAUAUAGCACCUCAGGGAUAAAUUUUCCUGAGGAUCUGCUUGUUUGAAAUGCAGGGAUCUGGAAAAGGGCCAGAUUUUAGCACGGGUAUGUCAGCUUCCUGAUCUCGUCUUUCUAUACCCUGUCGUUGCUAUUUGUGGGGGUGUGAGUUCUAAUGCUGCCAAAUCCAAAAUGUGGAAAGUCAAACGUGUGAUUUUUGCCCUCCCUGAUUUUAGUCCCCAUAUAGAGGAAAAAUAUUUGAGUGGUGCGGUGGCCAAAUCAGGAGGCUGUGAGUUCGAUCCUAGGUAGAGGCAGAUAUAUUUUCUCUCUCUCUCUCUCUCUCUCUGGGCAGAUUGAGAAUAUAUCUGCUGAAUAAAACUCCACAUUGGCAACAGGAAAGGCUUCCGGUCAUUCAAACACUCAUCUCCAUUCAGUUGCCCAGACUCCAUCCUUGCAAGGGAUUAUGUUAAAAGAAGAUGAUAUUUAUUGCCAAGCAUUAUGUAAUGUAGUGCCCCGAAGUGCCUUUUUCAGAAGAAAUUUUGGACCUAAUUUGAGCAGUCAUUAAACAGAUGGUCGUUAAGUCGAGGACUAGUUAGUUAAGCCCUCAAGACUGGACUAGCUAAGGCAGGGCUUAGGUUUUCUGAAGCGGUUUUUCUCCAGACUCUUAAUACGAUUUGUGAGGUUUAGGAAUGGGCGGAUCAAUCAUUUAAGCCGGGGGGGGGGGUGUCUCCAAACAUGGCCACUUUUAAGACUUGUGGACUUCAACUCCCAGAAUUCCCCAGCCAGCGCAUGCCAGUGCAUUCUCCAAGCACUUAAAGUGGCCAAGUUUGGAGAUUCCUGAUUUAAGCAGAGACACUUUUGAAUCUCUUGCGGUCCUUUGUGAAAGAAGAAUGAUCAAGAAAAAGAAAGAGGGGAAGAAGGCAAGCUCAGACUGGCCACUCAGGCAGGAAACAAGAUUUAUAGAAAAAUAAACAAGAGGAACCAGGUUAGAAGAGAUCACAAAGAAAGAUUAAGAAAUCCGAUACUGUGGGAAAGCUUCACUCUUGAUCAUUUUACAGCAGCAAAACAAGCUAAAUCAAUAUUUUUCCAACUUGGCAACUUGAAAGGGUGGGGAAUUCCCAUGGCCGAUCGAGGAAUUCUGGGAACUGAAGUCCAGGCAUUCUGCGUGAGGAAUUCUGAGAGUUGAGGUUGGGAAAUCCUGGGAGUUGAAGUUCACAUAUUCUGGCUGGAGAAUUCUGGGAAUUGAAGUACAUGCAUGCAGCCUGGGGAAUCCUGGAAGUUGAAGUCCAAACAUGCUGAAUUUAGGGAGUUGAGAUUCAUGCAUGCUGUCUGAGGAAUUCUGGGAGCUGCAGUUCAUGCGUACUGAAUUCUAGGAGUUGGUCCAAGCAUGCUGAAUUCUGGGAGUUGAAGUUCAUGUGUGCUGAAUUCUGGGAGUUGAGGUUCAUGCAUGGUGCCUGAGGAAUCCUGGGAGUUGAAGUCUAUACAUGCUGGCUGGGGAAUCCUGGGAAUUGAAGUCCAAGCAUGUUGGAUUCUGGGAGUUGAAAUUCAUGCAUGCUGGCUGGGGAAUUCUGGGAGCUGAAGUCCACUCUUGCCAAGACUGAAAAAAAACACCGCCCUCCAGUUGUUGCCCCUUCAGGCGCUGGGACGAGGUCACCAGGCUGAGAGAAGGAAGUCUUUGGGGGCUCAAAGACCCUCAGGUGGACAAGCCAGGGGUCUGCACAAGGUAAUUUACUGGGCUCUGCUUGGGAGGAGAAGGAAAGGGAUGAACUUUGCAGGGGGAAACAGCUCCAAUGCAUCGUCCCAUAGGCAUCAUUGCGCUUCGGCUCACCCGUUCAUUUAUUUCUACCCUUCAUCUCUGCCGGCAUCUUCUCAUCCACCCAAAGCAUGCAAAAAACGCACGGGAUGCCUCCUCGAUGGUUUGCAAAUUUGGGCCUGCCUUUGCAGCCACAGCUGGCCAGAACCAAUCAGAAUGGAGCCGGAAGGGACCUUGGAGGUCUGCUAGUCCAGCCCUCUGCUCAAGCAGGAGACCCUAGACCAAUUCAGACAAAUGGCUGUCCGGUCUCUUCUCUAGAAAGAGUGCAGAGAAGAACGACAAAGGUGAUUGAGAAGGCUGGAGGCUGAAACAUACGAAGAACGGUUGCAGGAAUUGGGCAUGUCUAGUUUAAUGAAAAGAAAGACCAGGGGUGACAUGAUAGCAGUCUUCCAGUUUUUGAGGGGCUGCCCCCAAGAAGAGGGGGUCAACCUAUUCUCCAAAGCCCCUGACAGCAAGACAAAAACCAAUCUAGAACUAAGGAGAAAUGUCCCGAUACUCAGAACAAUCAACCAGUAGAAUAAUUUUCUUCAAAAGUUGUGGUUGCUCCAACAUUAGAGGUUUAUAAGGAGAGAUUGGAUAACCAUUUGUCUGAAAGGCUGUAAGGUUUCCUCCCUGAGCAGGGGGGGGUUGGACUAGAAGACCUCCAAAGUCCCUUCCAUCUCUGUUUAUUCUGCUGCUAAUGGGAUGGUGUGCAAUUGUUUAGUUGUGGUUGGGUUUAAAGUUUAAACCUCUUGUUGGUUUGAACAUUUGGUCCUUCUUAGAAGCUUCCAGGAAUGAAGACACAGAUCCUACCAUCAAGAGAUAAUUGUUUUCCCUUCUGUGUUUUGCUAAAAUCUAGCACCUACAAGCCCUUUGCUGCUACUCCUAGUUUCUGUAGCUCUAGUCCAGAAAGUAAUUUCUCGACUGUCUUCCUUGUAACUUCCACAAGAACCUGAAGAUGGUUUUCAUGUUUGCAAUGCAAUAGAACAGAGGUCUGCAAACUUGGCUCUUUUAAGACUUGUGGACUUCCUCAGCCAGCAAAGCUGGAAGUUGAAGUCCACAAGUCUUAAAAGAGCCAAGUUUGCAGACCCUUGCAAUAGAACAAGCUUUCUUUUGCAUUACUCUUGAGAACAAAGAUUUUAACCUUGCAAUAUAUUUAAAUCCUCUUAAGUUGCCCGAUAGAGGAUGUUGGUUCUGUUCUUCGUUGUCUAUUAACCUUUCGACUAGCGUUUCUCAAACCUCGGAGACUUUAAGAUGGGUGGACUUCAACUCCCAGAAUUCCCCAGAAAAAUGGUGGUCCUGUUUCCCAGUUUUUGUGGGUCGGAAGACAGUUUGGAAGCUAUAGGGCCACUUUAGAGUUAAGGGGGUUGGGGAAUGGCUUUUUAGGAGAAAGUGGUCUUUGCAAUUUUACAGGCCCCGGUGGCAGAGGAGGUAAUACGAGCACAGGGGAUCCCCUCCCCACCUGAGGAACCCCCUUAUUUUAAAUGCAGUGUUUGCAAUUAGAUAAGUCAAACAUCAAAAAUAAUCACCCUCUUAAAACCAGGAGCCAUUCCAGCAAAGCUCAUGAAUAUAGAAAGCUAAAAUAAAGCACAUUUUUUUUUUGCAUCUCUCGCCUUCUUGGCUGUGUAUUUUUCCUGACCCUCGACGUCCUGAAUCACCAGCAUAUUACAUAUAUAUAUAUAUUAUAUAAAGCCGAUCGGUAUAUAUGGUGCCUUAUUAUACUUUGAAGAAAGCACAAAAGUGCCUUUGCCAAAGGUUCUGCGGUUUCUGUACGUUUUAUUCUAUGCAAUUUUACACCCUGGUGUAUUUUUGUCCUCCUCCUUGGCUCAGUUCGUUGAAUGAUUGCGAUGCUUUUAGUUGCCUCUGAAUUUUUAUCCUGUCAUAUUUUUGCUAAGUUUUCCACCGUAAGGAGAAAAACGUGCACUGUUUCAAAAUCUUUCUCUUUACUCCGGCCAAACAACCACAGAUUAUUAUAAUUAUAAUAAUUAUUAUUAUUAUGGAAACUGUUAGCAAACUAAUAAACUCUCGAUACACUUCAAUUUC